AUGGACGUCGACAUGGACGAUGCGCGUGCGGAAGCCGCGGACGUGAUCGCCUUGGACGACGCGUCGAUGGCGGUCGAAGCCGACGACGACGCCACGCCGGGCUCGCUUCUUCACGGAGACCAGAUCGUGGCCACGGACGAGGACGAUCACGACGAGCGCCCCGCGUCGCCCGCGGACGCGUCCGCCGCCCCCGCCGAGGACCCAAUCGCGAUCGACGGCUCCGACGACGACAAUGCCCUCGACGACGGCGCGCCGGACUCGCCUCAAUCGGACGAAAACCUCGACGAUAUCGACGGAGACACCGCGGUGCGCCCCCCCCCAACCCUCACCCCUUCGACUCCCCACAGGGAAAAGACCCGUCGCCACGAGCAACGCGAGAGAAGAUAA
This is a messenger RNA of Micromonas commoda, 387 nucleotides long. RefSeq lists its product with no specific name. NCBI's taxonomy places the organism in Eukaryota, Viridiplantae, Chlorophyta, Mamiellophyceae, Mamiellales, Mamiellaceae. Bases 1 to 387 code for a protein of 128 amino acids. The transcript has a single exon. The record is from RefSeq and is a predicted model, not a curated record.